CUCUUUAUAAAUUAUCCCCCACCUCUUUCCCUUUUCAAUACCUUCAACAAAGAAUCAAAUCCAUUAAUUCUUCAUUCUUCCAGUUCCCAUGGCUUCCCUUCUUUCAACUUCAGCUACUCCUUCAUCCGCCCUUCUUCUUCCCACAACUCCCCGAAUCCAAUGCACCCAAUUCGCCAGCGUCUCCAUGAUCUCUGGUGGACAAAGACUUGUGAUCUUGAAGGCAGAGAAAAGAUCAUCACCACUUUCUCACUGCUUAAAGACCACCAUUUCAUGCUCCAUUGCUCAACCAGAGACACUGAAAAUAGUGCAGGCCACCAUUGCUAAUCAGUUGUCGAUUGAUGAGAGCACAGUCGCUCCUGCAACUAAAUUCGCCGAUCUUGGUGCUGAUUCUCUCGACACUGUUGAGAUUAUGAUGGCUUUGGAAGAGAAGUUUGGAGUGUCAAUCGGCGAAAGUGGAGCUGAAAACAUUUCGACUGUUCAAGAUGCUGCUGAUCUGAUCGAGAAAGUGAAGACAGAUGCUUAAGCUUUUAAACUCAACACCUAUAUAUAUGAUCAGAUAUAUAUAUAUAACCAAAUUUGCUUGGUUUCUUUCCUUUCUGAUGAUUUUUGCGGGUUUGUAAUUCGUUUCUGACGAUGUCGUAC
This is a messenger RNA of Lactuca saligna, 642 nucleotides long. NCBI's taxonomy places the organism in Eukaryota, Viridiplantae, Streptophyta, Magnoliopsida, Asterales, Asteraceae. The record is from the annotation of a GenBank genome assembly.